GUGUUGACGAACGCGGCCACCGGGUGACCACCACCAUGGAUAACGACUACUUUUCCAUUGAUGCCAUACUAGCUGAAAAUCAGAAAAUACAAUGUACUUUUAAAGUCGACAUCCCUGACAUGGGCCACCUCGCAGGUGGAUCUGACCGUGACAUCAAAUCCUUGACAAAGGCACCAAUACCAAUUUGGCUGGCCUACAUCAUAUUGUUCUCUGACUGGGCUGAUUUCACUAUCCCUUCACCAUUUGCUACACGAGUGAGAAACGCGCUCAAGGCUGAGCCACGGAGCGUAAAGCUAUCCAACUUGGUUGGUGCAGGUGGACUAUGGUACGGUUUUGGGAAGUUGGUCAUGGAUAUUUUGGGCGAAGAGCAGGCGAAUGGCAUAUCAGAAGUUCUAACAAAGGCCUUCAAAGGACGGUUGCUCGAGGUGAUCGACCAAGCGCAGCAUUUCGCUGCGCUUGGCCCUGCGGGAGGAGGUGGACCUUCUGCCGACACAGCACAGUCAUUCAGAGAAGGGCUUGAUGGUACAGAAAGGGAAUUGUUUGCACUGGCUCAGGAAAGCGCAAAACGAAUGAAACGUUGGCAUGAAGGAAAUGACAAGGCACGUCGAUGAAGAGUACAUUGCUCUGCGCGUCGUGUAUCUACUAUAAAUCAUUGUUCUUUUUUAUUUGUACUCGUCUCCAUAUUGGUCGUCACAUUCGCAGGAGGAGCUUUCUUCAGCUCUUGCACAAACCUAUGCAUUGACCUCAGUGUACUGCUCAACAUUUUUAUGCCCAACACAACGUACCAUUUCACGCUCGCCCACAGA
This is a messenger RNA of Suillus clintonianus, 806 nucleotides long. RefSeq lists its product as uncharacterized. Gene Ontology annotation, cellular component: GINS complex. NCBI's taxonomy places the organism in Eukaryota, Fungi, Basidiomycota, Agaricomycetes, Boletales, Suillaceae. Bases 36 to 611 code for a protein of 191 amino acids. The record is from RefSeq and is a predicted model, not a curated record. The transcript is spliced from 7 exons. Gene Ontology annotation, biological process: mitotic DNA replication initiation.